AUGAAUACGGAAAUGUUAAUUGAAUUGGUCAGAGGGCGAUCUUGUUUAUAUGAUAUGAAUAUCAAAAAAUACAGCGAUCAUGCAUAUAAAGAAACCAUUUGGAGAGAAAUCGCUGCUAUAUUAAAACAACCUGUACAAGAUUGCAAAAAAACAUGGACAAACUUGCGAGACUCAUUUAGAAGAGCUCAAAAAAAUGCGGUGACCAAAUCAGGACAAAAGUCUAAACUUUUAAAAAAAUGGAAGUUUGAAGAAGAGUUGCAGUUUUUAAAAGCGCAUAUGAAAGAAAGAGAAUCCAUGAGUAACAUCGAAUCAGUGAGUGAUGACGAUGAAGAACUGUUUGAAGGGGAUAAUGAAAUAUGUCUACCCGAAAAGAACACUGAACUUGAUACUGAUCCUUCCUGUAAUGAUACUUAUUUUAAUAAUUUAAGUCCAUGCACGUCAACACCAUCACCAAAAGAAUUUCGCCAACCAAUUAUGGCCAAAAAAAAAAGCAAGGUAUCAAUUUCUCCUUCAGAAACGGCAUCUUCAUCUUUAAUGAAGUAUAUAUUAGAAAAAAGAAAUGAGGAAGAUCUGAAGGAAAAAAAUGAGCCAAGUGCUAUUGAUCAAUUUUCUUUGAGCAUGUGUUCUACCGUCAAGCAAUUUUCGCCAUAUCAUCAGUAUCUGGCCAAAACAAAAAUGUUUGUCAUCGUUUCAGAGAUAGAAUUAGAAAACUUGGGAAAUGUACAACAGCAACUAUUUCAUCCGCGCUCACAAUCUAUAUCAAACUUUGAUGUACAACCUCAGGUGCAAGCAGUAGCUCCUCAGAUACCUCCAGGUCAAAGUCAACAUCAUUUUCAGUCACAAUUCAACAGUUUAUAUCCACUUCAACAACAUUCUGAAGAUAGUCAAGAGGCACAAAACUUAACAUCUUCAGCAACCAGUUAUUUCCAACAGUUUCAAGCAGAUACAGACAGAAUAUAA
Molecule: messenger RNA, 960 nt
Organism: Rhopalosiphum maidis (corn leaf aphid)
Lineage: Eukaryota; Metazoa; Arthropoda; Insecta; Hemiptera; Aphididae
Exons: 2
Coding region: 1-960 (319 amino acids)
Biological process (GO): regulation of transcription by RNA polymerase II
Cellular component (GO): transcription regulator complex; nucleus
Source: RefSeq, a predicted model, not a curated record